Ochlerotatus camptorhynchus is the source of this 1344-nucleotide messenger RNA. RefSeq names its product gustatory and odorant receptor 24-like. The transcript has 5 exons. The coding region runs from base 1 to 1344 and encodes 447 amino acids. Gene Ontology annotation, biological process: sensory perception of taste; male courtship behavior; chemosensory behavior. Lineage: Eukaryota; Metazoa; Arthropoda; Insecta; Diptera; Culicidae. The record is from RefSeq and is a predicted model, not a curated record. Gene Ontology annotation, cellular component: axon; neuronal cell body; dendrite.
AUGAACUUCAGUCAAGGUGCAAUUCAAUACAUUGACUUGGACGCAACAAGCAAAUCACGAACUGUGUUUCUGGACGCCAAACCCAUUUACCAUGAAGAUAAGCCCACCAUUUCCAAUGCAUUCAACAAUCGAGUCGGUUUCCCUCCGAACUCUGCAAGGGAUGCGUUUGGUUUAGAAAGUGAAUUCAAUUCCAGAUCUGAUAUAGUUUACGGCAUCACAAAACCGAUCUACAACGUUCUGCGGAUGCUGGGAGUGUUUCCUUUCUCGAGACCUUCACCCGGAGUAACACUGUUCACAUGUGCAAGUUCAUCGAUGGCGUACUGUAGCGUAUUUUUCGUGACACUCAUGGUUUACGUCAGCUACAUCACUUUCCAACGAAUCCAGAUCGUUCGCACAUUGGAAGGUCGCUUUGAGGAAGCCGUCAUUGCAUAUCUGUUCAUCGUCAACAUCCUGCCGGUGCUAAUCAUUCCGCUAAUGUGGUACGAAACGCGUAAAGUGUCCAAUCUGCUCAACCAAUGGGUGGAUUUCGAGGCCAUGUAUCGUAGAACUGCGGGUCGGGACCUGGAGCUGGAUUUCAAGACCAAAGCCCUGCUGAUUGCUGUCCUAUUGCCGGCUUUGUCAUGUCUAGCGGUAAUAAUCACCCACGUCACUAUGGUCGAAUUUCAACUGUUUCAGGUCAUUCCGUACUGCAUUUUGGACACAUUAACCUACAUGAUGGGUGGCUACUGGUACAUGGCCUGCGAGACGCUCAGUAUAACUGCUAAUAUUCUUGCCGAAGAUUUCCAACGGGCAUUGAGACACGUUGGACCUGCGGCUAUGGUAUCGGAGUACCGUUCCUUGUGGCUUCGUCUGAGCAAGCUGGCUCGGGACACCGGAUUUUCCACGUGCUACACCUUCACUUUCCUGUGUCUCUAUCUAUUCUUCAUUAUCACCCUGUCGAUUUACGGCUUGAUGUCACAAAUUUCCGAAGGAUUCGGCAUCAAAGAUAUAGGGCUGGCAGUGACAGCUUUCUGCAGCGUGGGAUUGCUGUUCUUCAUCUGUGACGAAGCUCACUACGCCUCGUUCAAUGUUCGAACCAAAUUUCAGAAGAAGUUGCUCAUGGCGGAGCUUAGCUGGAUGAACUCGGAUGCGCAAACUGAGGUUAACAUGUUCUUGAGGGCAACCGAGAUGAAUCCCUCCAAUAUCAAUCUGGGUGGAUUCUUCGAUGUCAAUAGAACGCUGUUCAAAUCGCUACUAGCCACAAUGGUCACAUAUUUGGUAGUCCUGUUGCAGUUCCAAAUCAGUAUUCCAGAUGAUACGACCGCGAUGUUGGCGUAUAAUACGACAAGCUCACGUCGUGAAUAA